GUUCGAUCGAUCAUAGUUAAUGGAUCGAUUAAUCGAUUUCUUUUACGAAAAUAAUUUCGUUUGUCAUGUCGUUUUUUAAUUUAACUCAACUUGGUGCGGAUGAUGCAGUAAAGGCCGCUGUGACUGUUAAAUCAACGCCGAAUAGCACAGCAGCUUGUAAUGGGAGACAAAGUGGUGUUUCGAGCAGGUUCGGUGAAACAGUGCUUCCAAAUUCUGAAGCGAAUGGUUCACAUGAAAAAUACACAACAAUGUUACAGAAACAUCAGCGUCCUCCUAAUGGUAGGAUUAUAUUACAAUGUGCAUACUUUUAGAUUAUGUGGAGAUAUUGAAUGUUUGAUAGCAUCAGAUGACAUAUGUUGAUUGUAGCACAAAUCAGAACAUAAUUUAUUUUUAUAGAGUCGCUGGACUCUCAAUCUCGUACCCAGAGCAAUGCCUGUGUGCGGGCUAGGAUGGCAUUGGCUCUGGGGAAAUUGAAUUUUUCCUGUGCUGUGAUUGGUUUAACGUUUAUCAAUCGUGCAUGCCGACAAAGAACCGGAACCCCUAAAUUUAGGGGUUCCGGUUGUCAAUUUCCCAAGAGCCAAUGCCAUCCUAGCCCGCGCACAGGCAUUGCUCUGGGUACGAGAUUGCUGGACUCUCGGAAAAAUUUCCGUACAUGAUUUUUUUUCGAAGAUAAAUGCCUGCAUGAUUUUUUUUCUAGAUUCCAAGUUUUGCAGGAUUUUUUUUGUAUUGAAGUUGAUACAAUUUUUCCCUAUAAAACCCAUCUAGCUGUUAAUGGUUCAUGCAACUUUUCCAUAAAUGUAUAUAUAUAUUAUUAUAUAUAUACCAAUACAGCUUUAUAAAGGAAUUUUUAAGGCAAUCACAUGUACACUAGUCCUACCUUCACCUUUUUAAUUUGCAAAGUAAAGUAAAUGAGAUAAGAGGAAUUCAAAAGAUGUUGAAGGCUUUCCCGCUGUAUACUUUUCCCCUGUACACUUUCAUCCAUUCCAUCUCUGGUUUGAACAAAGUUCCUAAAUGCCGGCUUGGCUGCGGCCAGUGUGAUAAUUUAAAUAGUUUCUGUCCUUUGAAGAUUAAGAGUGAAUAUUUGUGGGCUUUAUAUUUCCAUAUAUACAACCCUCUUGAAUUCGAACUUGGUGAGAAUUUAUAAACUUAAAAUCCUCAAUAUUGUCCUCUGAGACAUCUUCGAGGCAACUAAUAUCACUAAUUAUACCUGUCUUUAUAAAAUCUUCCUGAUAUUUUUCAAGGGAUAUUCCUGAAGGGCAGCGCAAGCCAUUUUUGGUUUAGGGAGGGGGGGGGGCUAGAGCAAACGCCGAAGGUGUGAGUUUACUACAGGGGUUCCGGGGCCGUGCCCCCCAGGGAAAUUUGGAAAUCUGAGACCUUCCAGAGCCCCGGAAAUGCAAUAAAUUCUACUAGUUGCUGUUACAGUCGUGCCACUAGAAGCAUUCCGAAAAAUGUUGACCAGUUCAUUUCCUAACUUGAAGGAACACCUCUGAACAAUUCCUUAAAAUUUUGAAAAUUUCUUUAAAAAGUUCCUAACUUCCUGUUUCAUUGACCAAUCAAAUUUUUUAUUUUAUUUUUGAGCAAUCUGAUUGGUCAAUGAAACAGGAAGUUAGGAACUUUUUAAGGAACUUAUCAAAUUGUUGAGGAAUAGUUCAGAGGACUACUCUUCGAAGUUAGGAAAUGAACUGGUCAACAUUUUUCGGAACGCUUCUAUUGGCACAACUGUAAAAAGUUUCUUAAUAAAUGACUGUUAAAUCUAAUAUUACCCAUGACAACUGGAAAGCCAAGAGCACAGAAAACUAUUUAUUAAUACUGCAUUUAACAUUUGCAAUAUAGCAAAAACUGCUAUACACCCAGUCGUCACACUGCACUUGCAAGAUUUUUUUUCAGACUAGAUCAUGUGCAGGAUAUUUUUUUCACAUAAUUUCUCCUUGCAGGAUUUUUUUUGAGCUGGCCUCUGCAGCUCAGUUGGUUAGAGCGCUGCACCGGAAACGCAGGGCCGACGUUCAAUUCCUACCAGAGGACCUUGUGCUGCAUUUUUCGCAGUCGUUCCUGGUUAGGUCUUAAAAUGUAUAUAUUCUCACUUGGAUUACAAACCCUAACAUCCUAAUAUUAAUUCCACCAAGUGAAGUGCAAGAAUCUAAGUUAUUCAAAUCACCAGAAAAUCCUACCAAGGGCAAGGGGGGUAAGUUUGCUGGGGAGAUACUCCCCAAGAAAUUCUUGAAUUUUGAGUCUCUUUAAUUUGGGGAUAUGUUUGUUUGUGGCAGACAGGGGCGUAGGAACCGGGGGGGGGGCAGGCCCCCCAAGUUUUCCAAAGUGCCCUUUUUCUGGGAGCAAAGUGCCCUUUUCUUGCGUGAAAAAUGUAGUGUCAUUAAGAUUGCAUUUUUUGUCCAAAGGGCACUUUUGAAAACUUGAAUUUAUGUUAUUUCCGGAAAAUUUUUUUCAUUUCCGGGAAAAAUAUCAUAUAUCCGGAAAAUUUUUUUCAUAUUUUGGAAAAAAUGUGAUAUUUCCGGAAAUUUUUUUUUGCCCUUUUUUAUUCUAAAUGUGCCCCUCAAAGCCUGGCCCCCCUAACUUUUAGAAGCUUUCUACGCCCCUGGUGGCAGAAUACAAUUGUCUUCAACAGUGUUGCAGAACAUGCUUGUUACAAAACAUAGUUUUCCCUCUGACAAAAUGAUAAUUUCUCCCCGAUAGAGGGGGAGCUAUGAACAAUGAUUUUUGACAGUUGACAGUGACUAAUGUUUACAUGUAAUUAUUUUCUGCAGGCCCAAAUGAAAUUUAUAGCAAACCAGUGACAACAAAUAUGAAAUAUGGAUGGUGGAUGAAAGAUGGUGUUGAAAAAGAAUCAUGGACAAAAACUGAAAGACAUUCAUGUGUGCACAGUGAAAUGACUAGGUAACUAAGAAAUUACAGCUGUGUAUAUUGUGCACAUUCAAGUAUUGUAUUUCAUUCAAUAUUAUAUAUUAAUUUUAAAAUAAUUAAUAUGUUUCCUUUUUAGAUUUGUUGAUGAAAUGACUUUAACAAACAGAGAGUUCACGCUUUUUUAAUGACAUCAUGAUCAACUAAAACGCUUGACAAGUUAAAGAAUAUCCAUUUCUAUCAAUUAAAUUGCAUUGUAAAAUACUAUUAAUAUGAACAAAACCAAACGAAACCAUUUAUUAAAUGGUGAAACGUGGUGGUGAACCAGUAUAAUAAUGACUUAAUUGUUGUACAAAUACUUUACCAAGUCAUCUCAAACAAACUUUGUAAUAGCUGGCUAUCAAAGAGGUUGAGAUAAUUCGAAAGAUUCAUGGAAAACAAGAUAUAUACUUUUCUAGUCACUUUUGUAAUGCAAUGUUACAAAAUGGCAAUGACAUUGUUGCAUCUGAUGGCACAAUUAAGUCAAUCACGUUGGUGUACAAAUAUUUCACUUCGAAUGUAGAAUAUCAAAAUAAUAUCCAAAUCACGUAAGUUUUAGUAAUACUGUAGGAAUUUGCCUUUCUUAUACCCUCAAGUACACUCACGUGAAAAUGUAAUUUACGAGAAUUAUAUAUUGGACGAAGACGUACGUUGUCAGUAUGAUUCAAGGGGCAGGUUAUAGAUGUAUCAAUUUGUCAUUGAUGCAUGUUUACUGGCAUCAAAAUUAGUAUAUGCAUGUGUUUGAUAUUUCUUGGAAGAAUUAAUAUUCAUACACUAUAUAAUUAGAAAUGUUUGUGAGUUUGUCCAGGAACAUUUGGAAUUAAAAAUGAGAAACAGGGUCUUAACUAUUUUAUGAACCUAUAGGCUAUACACGGCAUCCAUGAGUUUUGGCCACAGUAACACCCAACAUGGCCUUGCUUCUAGAGCGAGGAGUGUUAACUGUAUACAGUAUAUUCUCAUACAACCUCGUACCCAGGGUCUUAAAUACAUACAGAAUUAUGUCAGAACCGUAAAGUAAUAUUAAUUCAGGC
Paramuricea clavata is the source of this 3923-nucleotide messenger RNA. NCBI's taxonomy places the organism in Eukaryota, Metazoa, Cnidaria, Anthozoa, Malacalcyonacea, Plexauridae. The record is from the annotation of a GenBank genome assembly.